Salarias fasciatus (jewelled blenny) is the source of this 2177-nucleotide messenger RNA. RefSeq names its product Ras-related GTP binding Ca (gene rragca). Gene Ontology annotation, biological process: negative regulation of autophagy; cellular response to starvation; positive regulation of TORC1 signaling. The record is from RefSeq and is a predicted model, not a curated record. Lineage: Eukaryota; Metazoa; Chordata; Actinopteri; Blenniiformes; Blenniidae. Gene Ontology annotation, molecular function: GTPase activity; GTP binding. Gene Ontology annotation, cellular component: nucleus; lysosome; Gtr1-Gtr2 GTPase complex. Bases 198 to 1346 code for a protein of 382 amino acids. The transcript has 7 exons.
CCGACUAAGAGGAAAUCCUAAGGAAAUGUGUGGGAUCACGCUCCGUGCAGCUGAGAAGCCUGGGCACUAUUGACCACUUAUUUUCACCGUGUGACGCCGGUAAACGGGACUGGAAUCGUCGUCCGGUACAGACACGGGCGUGGUGACCGACAGCUAAGGGGGGGGAGAGCCGGGGAAGCCACCGUCGUUGGGUCAAAAUGUCGAUUCAGUACGAGGUGGAACAGCUGGCUGACAGCUACGGGGUUGCGGACUCGUUCCCCAAAGAUUUCGGCUAUGGUGAGGAGGAGGCCGACAUCGAGGACAGCCCGGCACCAUCCGACAGCAAGCCACGGAUCCUGCUCAUGGGUCUGAGGAGGAGCGGCAAAUCCUCCAUACAGAAGGUGGUCUUCCACAAAAUGUCCCCCAACGAGACCUUGUUUCUGGAGAGCACUAACAAGAUCUACAAGGACGACAUCUCCAGCAGCUCCUUCGUCAACUUCCAGAUCUGGGACUUCCCCGGGCAGGUGGACUUCUUCGACCCCACUUUCGACUACGAGAUGAUCUUCAGAGGGACCGGCGCUUUGAUAUUCGUCAUUGAUGCUCAGGACGACUACGUGGAGGCUCUGGGCCGGCUUCACCUCACCGUGUCGCGGGCCUACAGGGUCAACCCGGAGAUCAACUUCGAAGUGUUCAUCCACAAAGUGGACGGUUUGUCAGACGAUCACAAGAUCGAGACCCAGCGAGACAUCCACCAGAGAGCCAACGACGACCUGGCAGACGCAAGCCUAGAAAAGCUGCACCUCAGCUUUUACUUGACGAGUAUUUACGACCACUCCAUCUUCGAAGCCUUCAGCAAAGUGGUGCAGAAGCUCAUCCCCCAGCUCCCCACUCUGGAGAACCUCCUAAAUAUCUUCAUUUCUAAUUCAGGGAUCGAGAAAGCUUUUCUGUUUGAUGUGGUCAGUAAGAUCUACAUCGCCACGGACAGCUCGCCAGUCGACAUGCAGUCCUACGAGCUGUGCUGCGACAUGAUCGACGUGGUCAUCGACGUCUCCUGCAUAUACGGUCUGAGGGAGGAUGGCAGCGGCAGCGCCUAUGACAAGGAGUCCAUGGCCAUCAUCAAACUCAACAACACCACUGUGCUGUACCUGAAAGAGGUCACCAAGUUCCUGGCCCUUGUCUGCAUCCUGCGAGAAGAAAGCUUCGAGCGCAAAGGAUUAAUAGACUACAACUUCCACUGUUUCCGGAAGGCCAUCCAUGAAGUAUUUGAGGUGGGCGUCUCUACCCAGCGUCCCGCGGGCUCCCAGGCGGUGGGCUCGCCCUGCACCAAGGCCGUCGCCCUCAACGGCACGCCGCGCAACACUGUCUAGACGCUGAUGCGACACACACACAAUACAAAGACGCAAAAAGAGAGAAGAGGAGUCGAAGGAGGAGAGGAAGGAUGGAGAGGAGGCCGGGGAGCCCGUGGGGGAGAGACUAACUGAAACUGGGGCUCACCGGCACGCCGGCCACAAUCCCUUGCUCCCCACGCCGAAAGCAUCGAGAGACGCCUCGAGCCGGGAGUGUGGGAGCAGCGGAGCACAGAGGGAGGGGAAUUCACGCUUCUGUAUCAGGUGAAUGCAAACCACUGUGUAGACUUUCUUUGGACUUCACAGCCGUGACGAUUAGCUGCUGGUUCCUCUUGCGUGAACACUAUGAGGCGGAGGAGCAGCCGCGUUGCGACCUCCGGAUUUUGGACAAGCUGUGACGCCAGUCUUUUGGCGGAUUGCGUCUCGCGACGAGUCCGCCGCCCCCGACCGCUUCUGUGCUGACAAAACGCGGGUGGACGUGAACCGCUCGGCCCCACACACACGUCCAGAGAUGGCCUUAACGGAGACGAGGCUCGACCGCGGCGCAAGCCCUCGUCUCGCCACCACUCACCUCACCCUACCUGAAUGCUGCCCGAAACUGGCUUCUUGGUUUCACUGGUGAAAGGAACUCGAGGUUUCAUGAGCAGAAUGAAAAGGGAUUGUGCUGUCCAUCCGAACCAUGUGUAUGUAGGUACCUGUGUAUGUGUGUGUGAAUGUGUGUGAGAGGUUUUGUUUAGAUCCCAGACUGGGCCUCAUGUAUCUACUAAGAGUGGGACCUCUUGUAUAAAGUCCUCCUCCAGCUUGGCGUAAUUAAACUCCUCUCAGUGGAAGUAGCUUUUCUGUUUGUGCUCC